AUGCUGGCGGCGGAGGCGAUGGAGGCGGCGGCGGCGGCGGCGGCGGAGGGCCCGAGCGGGGCCAAGAUCUACAAGCAGCAGCGCAGCCCCUACAGCGUCCUCAAGACCUUCCCCAGCAGCCGGAGACCGGCGCUCGGCAAGCGCUACGAGAGACCCACCAUGGUGGAGAUCCCGCAGGUCAGGGCGGCCGUCGGGCAGCAGCAGCAGCAGCAGCAGCAGCAGCAUCACUUCCAGCAGCAGCAGCAGCAGCAGCAGCCGGCCGUCGCCUCCUCCUCCUCGUCGUCGUCCUCCCUGGGCGAGCACCAGCUGCCUUACCCGGCGCACAGCUCCUACCCCGGCGGCAGAGGCUCCCACGGCCACCCGCCCCGCGCUCCGGCUUCGCAGCUGGGACCCCAGCCGCCUCCCGCCGCUCCCUCCUCCUCCUCCUCCUCCUCGGGCAGGUACGGCCACGGCCACCAGGGGGCGGCAAGCAGCAGCACCGAGGGAGGCGGCAGCCUGGAGCUCAGCGCAGAGAGCCGUAUGAUUCUGGAUGCCUUUGCCCAGCAGUGCAGCCGGGUCCUCAGCCUUCUAAACUGUGGCGGGAAGUUCCUGGACAACAGUCGGUCUCAGUCAUUGAUUUCCUGCAUCAAGCAGGAAGGUGCCAGCUUCGGAGAAAGAUCCGAGCAGUGUCAGCUUGGGAAAAUGGUCCACAGCCAGACCUCCGACAACUUAGACCUAGAGCUGCAGUACCUCCACAAGAAACAGCAGACCUCGGCGUUUCUGAGGGUCUUCACCGAUUCUCUUCAAAACUAUUUGCUUUCAGGAAGCUUCCCCUCUCAGAACUCUUCCUCGGUGAGUGAUUUUGGCCAUCUGGCGGACGCGGAUCCGCUUUCUACCUCUCCGGUGCACACUUUAGGGGGAUGGACGUCCCCGGCGACCUCGGAGUCCCACGGUCACCCGUCGUCUUCCACUCUUCCAGAGGAGGAAGAGGAGGAGGAGGAAGGCUACUGUCCUCGUUGCCAAGAACUGGAGCAGGAGGUAAUUUCAUUGCAACAAGAGAAUGAGGAACUUCGAAGGAACCUGGAGAGCAUACCGGUGCCCUGCCAGACUGUUUUAGAUUACUUGAAGACUGUUCUUCAACAUCAUAACCAGCUUAUGAUGCCGCAGCCAGUGGACCAACCAGCAGAGGGCAGCAAACAGUUGCUGAACAAUUACCCCGUCUACAUCACUAGCAAACAGUGGGAUGAGGCCGUGAAUUCCUCCAAGAAAGACGGACGGCGGCUCCUCCGGUACCUCAUCCGAUUUGUCUUCACCACCGAUGAGCUUAAGUACUCGUGCGGCCUUGGAAAAAGGAAAAGGUCAGUGCAGUCAGGAGAUCCUGGCCCUGAAAGACGUCCUCUGGAUCCCGUUAAAGUAACAUGUCUCAGAGAAUUCAUUAGGAUGCACUGCACUUCCAAUCCUGAUUGGUGGAUGCCUUCUGAAGAACAGAUAAACAAGGUGUUUAGCGAUGCCGUGGGACAUGCUCGGCAAGGGCGGGCAGUGGGGACGUUCCUCCACAACGGCAAUGCAUAUUAUGAAGGGAUUGACCAACACAGUUCACAAGAUGACCUCUUCAGUAGAGGCGUCCACGAUGGAUCUGGUGACUGAUGACAGCGGGGAGGGGAACCCACGCAAGUGGCGUGAGGCAAUGAAAGAGUCCAUGCAUUCGGUGUCCUGUUUUUGAUGUGACUUGAGAAUCCAAAGCA
Molecule: messenger RNA, 1724 nt
Organism: Euleptes europaea (tarantolino)
Lineage: Eukaryota; Metazoa; Chordata; Lepidosauria; Squamata; Sphaerodactylidae
Gene: BEND4
Product: BEN domain containing 4
Exons: 5
Coding region: 1-1626 (541 amino acids)
Molecular function (GO): DNA binding
Source: RefSeq, a predicted model, not a curated record